AUGACACAGCACAUCACCGAGCUCACCACAUAUAGCCCGAUUCGUGUUCCUACGACUGCUGCAUCUGACAUUCCCGCCGUUGCUCUUGCACAUCCGACCGCAAUCGCCGGUGAUGUCAAUGGUGCACCAAGAGAUAUGGACGACGAGGUGUAUGCUGUGUCAUUACCUGUAGCACUCACUCUAUAUGGCCAACCCAGUGCCAACAUCAUGGUCAACUCUGAUGCAGUGCUUGGUCUGAACACAAUCGAUGGAAGUCUUGGAUACGCGUAUAUUCCCUAUCCCCGAUUCUAUGGAUCCACUGUCCUGGGUCUUUGGACAGAUCUCUACAUCUACAGGGACACACAGCAAGGCAUCUAUUACCAAGUCAGUGGGACUGCACCAAGUCGACAGACCACGUUUGAGUUUUACAUCAGUCAUAUCACCGACUGUUCGUCUUACUAUCACUUCCUCAUUAAAUUCGCCGAGGAUAAGCUCAAUUCUGUCACGUACCAAAAUCUCGACGUCAGCGAUCGUGGUCGCUCUGCUGUUGUUGGAGUGCAGAACAACGACUUGGGGCAAUCCAUGGAAUUUUCAUACAUGCAACCCGUCAUCUGUCCAGGAAUGCAGAUUACUUUCGAUACGACCCCCGGCAAGGGUUCUUACAAGAUCGACACUGCUGGUCAGUGUUAG
Aureobasidium namibiae CBS 147.97 is the source of this 669-nucleotide messenger RNA. RefSeq lists its product as uncharacterized. The coding region runs from base 1 to 669 and encodes 222 amino acids. Lineage: Eukaryota; Fungi; Ascomycota; Dothideomycetes; Dothideales; Saccotheciaceae. The transcript has 2 exons. The record is from RefSeq and is a predicted model, not a curated record.